This is a messenger RNA of Orbicella faveolata, 2047 nucleotides long. RefSeq names its product QRFP-like peptide receptor. Gene Ontology annotation, cellular component: membrane. Gene Ontology annotation, molecular function: G protein-coupled receptor activity. Gene Ontology annotation, biological process: G protein-coupled receptor signaling pathway. NCBI's taxonomy places the organism in Eukaryota, Metazoa, Cnidaria, Anthozoa, Scleractinia, Merulinidae. The record is from RefSeq and is a predicted model, not a curated record.
GUUAAUUUGAUGGGCAGUUUCUUCGGAAACAUCUUCAUAGUCAUCAUCGUCUACAAGCAUCGAGAUUUACGAAAAACAAUUAACUAUUUCAUCGUCAAUAUGGCUGUGUCAGAUCUGAUCUUCCCUCUGAUUGUAAUCCCUGUCUAUAUCAUUGGAUUGGCCACCGAGUCAUGGCAUUGGCGAGUCAGUGGAAUAUUAGGAUCCAUUUUUUGCAAGUUGUUUCAUUUCUCGAGCGGUGUGACCCUCCAUGUUUCUGCUCAAAGUUUGGUGUGGAUAGCAAUUGAUAGAUUUGUCGCUGUCGUUUUCCCAAUAAAACUUGGUCUUAUUUCACCGAAGAUUCGCACAACAGCCAUCGUUUCUACUUGGAUUUUUGCAGGCUUGUUUAAUUCACCAUCGCUGAUAAUGGCAGAUGUCGUUGUACACGACAAUAAAAACGCGUUUUGCACUAACACACUGACAGGCGACAACCCGGAUGUUUCGGCGGCAAUUUCGUUUGCACCAUUUGCUUUGCUUUUUAUUGCUCCGUUAGUUGUAAUAACCGUUUUGUACACUGCAAUAGCAAUCGCUUUAAGAAGGCAGAAUAGAGCUCUCACUGACAACGCACAAAAUCUACAAAGGCAUUCUGAAAAGAAACGAAGACAAGCUAUUCGAAUGGCUGUUAUCAUCGUGGCGCUGUUUUAUAUUUGCGUUAUUCCAUCGACAUUGUUAUAUUUCGCACCUUACUGGAAUUUAUCUUGUGCCUCUCAAAGACUGUUUUUUAGUCUAGCAAGUCUUGCGUUUUCUUUGUCUUCCAUGGUCAAUCCAAUAAUUUGUCUAUCGUUUGUGGAAAGUUAUCGCCAUGGAUUACGAAACAUCUUAUGUCCUUGCACGAACAUGCCGGACAACAUGACUGCGAAACGCGAACACGUUACUCCACAAGAGAUGGAAAAUCUUUCCGCAGAAAACAUUCGAAGAGUCUUGAAGGACACAGAAACCUACAAAGACACAUUGAAUACAGCUAUGUAGAGAUAUAGUCCUGAGAAGACCCUAAAAGAUACCGCCGCGAUGGAUAAAAAUGCUGACAUGUCUUGUUGAAGUAAUAUAUCAAACACGAAAUAACGUGUUUGACCGCAUUUCCAAACACCUGUUACAGAACAUCUUGCAUGAAUUUGUUACUUUAAUUUGAAAGUGUGAAAUAUCGCUAAAUGACGUGUUUGCUGUGAUUUUGGUCCUGCGCGAGGGUUCUCUACAAGGUUUUUUGUACGGGGAGUUUACGCCACCUUGCUCUUUGAUACUCCAUUUUUUUUUUAGGGAAAAGUUGUCCCUUUCGUACAUCUUUGAUUGAAAAAAGGUGCCCCUUUCACAUGCUUUCAUAACCGGCUCAUAUUGUGAAUAAUCGCGAAAAAAGGAAAUCCGUCUCUUCGAAUUAUUUUAAUUUAAGGCGUUUUUAAAUAACUAAAUGGCAGAUUUUCCUACCCUAUACCUCAACUUGUGAAAUCCCUACCCUUUUAUAAACCUGAAGCCUGAAAAAGGUAGCCCUUUUUGGGCGGAUCCUCCCAGCAUAGGCCAUCAUAGGGAGUAACCCCGGGAUUGGGUUUCGAGUAUCUGGAUUUAGUGAUAGUGGGUGUUACCAUGGUUACCAAAUGUGCCAGAAAAUGAGUUGAGAAAGGACGUCGCCGGCAUGAUCGAAUAAUGACUGGAGACUAGAAUGAUAUUAGAUGCAUGAGAAAUAUAUAAUAUCUUAGUCUAAGGUGUUUUGUGAUCUCCCGAGUAAGGUUCUCUCCUUGUUCUUACUGGCUUAAACCUUUUUAUAAGGUUAUGUGAUUUCUUGAUGCUAUAUAAGUUUUAAGUUUGCCUCUAAGGGGAGACUUGAUGCCUUCCGAGAAUUACUGUGUAAUAACAGUGGUUUAACUUACAGUAUUUUGCUGACGGAUAUGUGGAAACUAUGAUGACUCGACGCUUAUUGAGAGGUGGCCGCUUGAUAGCUAGAGGUUCGACUGUAGUUAAAAAAAAAAAAGGUUUGCAGUGGAAUGCCGGUACAGCAAUGGUUGAGGUUCUUUACAUAAUU